Molecule: messenger RNA, 3548 nt
Organism: Jatropha curcas
Lineage: Eukaryota; Viridiplantae; Streptophyta; Magnoliopsida; Malpighiales; Euphorbiaceae
Product: 26S proteasome non-ATPase regulatory subunit 1 homolog A
Biological process (GO): proteasome-mediated ubiquitin-dependent protein catabolic process; regulation of protein catabolic process
Cellular component (GO): nucleus; proteasome regulatory particle, base subcomplex; proteasome storage granule
Molecular function (GO): enzyme regulator activity
Source: RefSeq, a predicted model, not a curated record
UAAAAUACCCUUUUCUGUCUGUGUCUCUCUUUCCCUUCUCUUCCUCCAUAAACACUCCUCUCUCCUUCAUUUUCUGCUUAGAUUUCUUUCAAAGCAAAUAUAACCUGUGUUGGUUUCUGCCAAAUCAAUGGCGGCAACUAUAGUGAGUAACGCUCCGGCGAGUAUGGUGAGCAUCGCCCCUGCCUUGCUGGCGAUGCUUCACGAGGCGCAGCCGCAACUGAAGCAACAUGCUUUAUUUUUGCUCAACAAAUAUGUGGAUCAGUGCUGGCCUGAGAUCUCCACCAGUGUGCCUUUGAUAGAGAGUUUAUAUGAAGAUGAGGAGUUUGAUCAGAGACAGCUUGCUGCGCUGGUUGUUUCCAAGGUUUUCUGUUUUUUGGGUGAUCUAAAUGAUUCGUUAUCAUAUGCCCUUGGAGCUGGUUCUCUUUUUGACGUUUCUGAGGAUUCUGAUUAUGUUCAUACUCUUCUUGCUAAGGCUAUAGAUGAGUAUGCCAGUCUAAAGUCAAAGUUAACGGAGUCAAAUGCUGAAGCAGCAAAUGUGGACCCUAGGCUAGAGGCAAUUGUGGAGAGAAUGUUGGAUAAGUGUAUCAUGGAUGGAAAAUACCAACAAGCCAUGGGAAUUGCAAUUGAAUGUAGAAGAUUGGACAAACUUGAGGAAGCAAUAACAAGGAGUGAUAAUGUUCAUGGAACUUUGUCAUAUUGCAUCAAUGUGUCUCAUGCUUUUGUUAAUCGUAGAGAAUAUCGGCGCGAGGUGCUUCGUCUUCUUGUUAACGUGUAUCAAAAUCUGCCUUCUCCUGAUUAUUUGAGCAUUUGUCAAUGUCUCAUGUUCUUGGAUGAACCUGAAGGUGUUGCAAGCAUACUGGAAAAGCUUCUGCGUUCUUCAAACACUGAUGAUGUUUUGCUUGCAUUUCAAAUAGCCUUUGAUCUUGUGGAAAAUGAGCACCAGGCUUUUCUAUUAAAUGUCAGAGACCGCCUUUCAGUUCCAAAGGCUCAAUCUUCAGGGACAGUGCAGGCAGAGCCUGCACAAAAUGAAAAUUCUACUGCUCCAGAGGAUAUUCAAAUGACAGAAGGGACCUCAGCUUCAACUGCAAUUGCACAUGAAACAGAUCCAAAUGAAGCAAUAUAUGCUGAGAGGCUGACAAAAAUUAGGGGAAUUUUGUCCGGAGAGACAUCGAUUCAGUUGACUCUACAAUUUCUAUACAGUCAUAACAAAUCGGAUCUCCUUAUUCUGAAGUCAAUCAAGCAGUCUGUUGAGAUGAGGAAUAGUGUUUGUCACAGCGCAACUAUUUAUGCUAAUGCAAUUAUGCAUGCCGGAACUACUGUUGAUACUUUCCUCAGGGAGAAUCUAGAUUGGUUGAGCAGAGCCACAAAUUGGGCCAAAUUUAGUGCGACAGCAGGGCUUGGUGUUAUUCACAGAGGUCACCUGCAGCAAGGAAGGUCACUAAUGAGACCUUAUUUACCCCAGGGCGGAUCAGGUGGAGGAGGGAGUCCAUAUUCAGAAGGUGGUGCUCUUUAUGCUUUGGGCCUCAUUCAUGCAAACCAUGGUGAGGGAAUCAAACAAUUCCUUCGCGAUAGCCUACGUAGCACUAAUGUAGAGGUCAUUCAACAUGGUGCAUGCCUAGGUCUGGGUUUGGCAGCUUUAGGAACUGCUGAUGAAGAAAUUUAUGAUGACAUCAAGAGUACUCUGUACACUGAUAGUGCUGUUGCCGGUGAAGCUGCUGGCAUCAGUAUGGGAUUGCUUAUGGUGGGAACUGCAAGUGAAAAAGCAAGUGAGAUGCUUGCUUAUGCUCAUGAGACACAGCAUGAGAAGAUCAUCAGAGGAUUGGCAUUGGGUAUAGCACUUACAGUUUAUGGAAGAGAAGAAGAAGCAGAUACACUAAUUGAGCAGAUGAUUAGGGAUCAGGAUCCAAUACUUCGUUAUGGUGGCAUGUAUGCAUUGGCAUUGGCUUAUAGGGGAACAGCAAACAACAAGGCCAUCCGCCAGUUGCUGCACUUUGCUGUGUCAGAUGUGAGCGACGAUGUCAGGAGGACUGCUGUUCUUGCACUUGGAUUUGUCUUGUACUCUGAGCCAGAGCAGACUCCUCGAAUUGUCUCCUUGCUGUCAGAAUCCUACAACCCACAUGUACGAUAUGGUGCAGCUCUUGCAGUAGGCAUUUCCUGUGCAGGCACUGGCUUGAGUGAAGCUAUAUCAUUGCUUGAACCUUUGACAUCAGAUGUUGUUGACUUUGUUCGCCAAGGUGCCCUUAUUGCAAUGGCAAUGGUCAUGGUGCAGAUGAAUGAGGCCAGUGAUUCUCGUGUUGGAACAUUUAGGCGACAAUUGGAGAAGAUAAUUCUUGAUAAGCAUGAAGACACCAUGAGCAAGAUGGGUGCAAUCCUUGCUUCUGGGAUACUUGAUGCUGGUGGAAGGAAUGUAACUAUAAGAUUACUUUCUAAGACAAAACAUGAUAAAGUCACUGCAGUAGUUGGCCUAGCUGUUUUUAGCCAGUUUUGGUAUUGGUAUCCUCUGAUUUAUUUCAUAAGCUUAUCAUUCUCGCCCACAGCUUUCAUUGGGCUGAACUAUGACUUGAAAGUUCCAAAAUUCGAAUUCAUAUCAAAUGCAAAACCUUCUCUGUUUGAGUAUCCAAAGCCAACCACUGUGCCAACUACCACAUCUGCUGUGAAACUUCCGACUGCUGUUCUGUCAACAUCAGCAAAAGCCAAAGCUAGGGCCAAGAAAGAAGCAGAGCAAAAGGCCCAUGCUGAAAAGGCAGCUGGUGGGGCAGAGUCUUCAUCUGCAGCAUCAAAUGCUGGAAAAGAGAAAUCAUCUAGCGAGAAGGAUGGCGAUUCUAUGCAGGUUGAUAACCAGCCAGAGAAGAAAGCAGAGCCUGAGCCUUCUUUUGAAAUUUUGACCAACCCAGCCAGAGUGGUUCCUGCUCAGGAGAAAUUUAUCAAGUUUAUGGAAGAUAGCAGGUAUGCACCAGUGAAAUUAGCACCUUCAGGAUUUGUCCUCCUGAGAGACUUGCAGCCAUCCGAACCAGAGGUGCUUUCUCUUACAGAUGCACCUUCAUCCAAUGUGUCACCUGCUGCCGGUUCAGCUACAGGACAGCAAGGUUCAGCAUCAGCCAUGGCUGUUGAUGAGGAACCUCAGCCUCCUCAGCCUUUUGAAUACACCUCGUAAUUCUGAUCAUAGCGAUUGUUACAUGGUCUUCACUCAAGAUGUACUGUGCUUUCAUCCCGAGGAGAGAAUCAAAAUGUGCUUGAACGAUCAUUUGUUUGAUCUUUGCAUGGCAACGGCCCAAACCAAGGCGAAAGUGUGCCUGCAUGUCGGGGAUUUUCUUAUUUGCAGCUCUUCUGAUAUCAAGUAGAACAAUUUUUUUUACAUACUUAAAUGAAUUGUGACAUGUGUAUGAUCAACACAUAGUAGGACAUUCUGUAGAUGUCAUGAGAAUGAAACUUUGAAGUUCAUUUUGUAGUCAUUUUACGUUUUAAUUUACUAUCAUUAGUGUGAUUUUCUGAAUAUGCACUUGAUGCUGGGACUUUUUCAUUUGUUGAGUUUCCACUGUUUUAUGAUC